Molecule: messenger RNA, 1983 nt
Organism: Rhagoletis zephyria (snowberry fruit fly)
Lineage: Eukaryota; Metazoa; Arthropoda; Insecta; Diptera; Tephritidae
Product: G protein alpha q subunit
Biological process (GO): adenylate cyclase-modulating G protein-coupled receptor signaling pathway
Cellular component (GO): cytoplasm; heterotrimeric G-protein complex
Molecular function (GO): guanyl nucleotide binding; G protein-coupled receptor binding; GTPase activity
Source: RefSeq, a predicted model, not a curated record
ACUUAUAUUUUUUUUUGCUUUCUAUUUUCAGAGGUAUAUGGUAUUUUUAAUACGUUUUUACAAAGAAGAGAAACACGGAAUCAGUUGUUGGCUGGGACAGGACAAACUUUAGGUUUUUUAACCCCAAAAAUUGUGCAAUAAGUAGAAGCGAGAGCGACAGCAGAAAUCACUUGCAAUCCAUGUGAAAAGUGGAGCAAAACUUUAAUUUAGUUUAAAAUUAGCAUAUUCGAGCGUAUUCGAGCGUAUGUGCUGCACUGCAACAUUGGUUGUUGCAACAACGGAAGUCACACGCCGCCACCCAACACCUACCGAAGUGGUGGUUAAGGAGCUACUCAAGAAUCAAUUGAAAUCUUCAUCGAUCACAACAACAUUGAGCGCAGAAAGGCAGUGCCAACCGCGCUCCUCCAAAAGUGCAUAGCACAACGGUGGCCGAAACAAAGCGACGACCGCUGCAUUGAAUACAGCUGCAAAAGAGGCGGUAGCGAUUCUUACAAAAGCGUUGUUUACUUUACUACUAUAUAACAAACAUAGACAGUCCAGUAGUGGUCGGAACACCAGAGUGUGGUUAAGGGUGCGGCGUAAGCGGCCAAAAAUUUAGCUAGCAUGGAGUGCUGUUUAUCGGAGGAGGCGAAGGAACAGAAGCGCAUCAAUCAGGAAAUCGAACGGCAGUUGCGUCGAGACAAGCGCGAUGCUCGAAGGGAACUCAAAUUGUUGCUACUCGGCACUGGUGAAUCAGGAAAAUCGACAUUUAUUAAACAGAUGCGUAUUAUUCACGGCAGCGGUUACUCCGACGAAGAUAAACGGGGUUACAUUAAAUUAGUCUAUCAAAAUAUAUUCAUGGCCAUGCAGUCGAUGAUCAAGGCUAUGGAUAUGUUGAAAAUUUCUUACGGCAAAGAUGAGCACGGUGAGCUUGGCGAACUGGUGAUGAGUAUCGAUUACGAAACAGUCACCUCAUUUGAAGAUCCAUAUUUGUCAGCUAUUAAAACGCUGUGGGCGGACACUGGCAUACAAGAAUGUUACGAUCGACGAAGAGAAUACCAACUCACAGAUUCGGCAAAAUAUUAUCUGAUGGAUCUCGAUCGCGUGGCUCAACCAGAUUAUUUACCAACCGAACAAGAUAUUUUGAGAGUACGUGUGCCGACAACGGGGAUAAUUGAGUAUCCCUUCGAUUUAGAAGAGAUUCGAUUUAGCUAUCUCAGCGAUCUUCCGCGUAUCGAACUGCCAGACUUUCUGCCCACCGAGCAGGAUAUUUUGCGUGCUCGUGUGCCCACCACAGGGAUACUUGAAUACCCAUUCGACUUGGACGGUAUUGUAUUUAGAAUGGUGGACGUGGGUGGUCAGCGUUCCGAAAGAAGAAAAUGGAUUCAUUGCUUUGAGAAUGUGACAUCAAUCAUAUUUUUGGUUGCGCUAUCGGAGUACGAUCAAAUUUUGUUCGAAUCAGAUAAUGAGAAUCGCAUGGAAGAAUCAAAAGCUUUAUUUAGGACUAUUAUUACGUAUCCGUGGUUCCAAAACUCAUCAGUUAUUCUUUUCUUAAACAAGAAAGACUUGCUAGAGGAAAAAAUUAUGUAUUCGCAUUUGGUAGAUUACUUUCCCGAAUAUGACGGUCCACAAAGGGAUGCGAUUGCCGCCCGAGAAUUCAUACUUCGCAUGUUUGUAGACCUUAAUCCAGAUUCCGAAAAAAUCAUAUAUUCUCAUUUCACCUGUGCUACGGAUACUGAAAACAUUAAACUAGUGUUCUGCGCUGUAAAGGAUACCAUAAUGCAAAAUGCUCUAAAGGAAUUCAAUCUGGGUUAAAUGGUCAUCGUUAAUUGACGACUAACCGAAAUUGGACUAAACUAAACGCUUCAUGUGUUGCGCAUCUAAUUAUCUACAUACUUGCCUCUACCCAUCGCACCGUCUUGUGUAUUUGCUUCGCUACUUAAUACAUACGUACAUAUUACGAUUUUAACAAUCAACAUUGGCUUAUUAUGCUCGCAAAAAAAA